GGCCAGUUCCACCUUCUAGUUCUGGAGCUGGGCGUGGGGCUGAAGCCCCGGGAUGGGGGUCUGCACUUCUCCCCACAUACCCUGCGACCCCCCACCACCCUCACUACCGUGGUCUGCAGCAACGGGCAAGGGAGGGCGGCGGGCGAGGCACUGCAGGUUCCUCCCGCGCUCAGCACUCCCAUCAUGUGGUUUCAUACCCCCUGGACUCAUUUCCAAAAAAGCAUUUCCUCCUGCUGCGGUUGGGUGUAAAAGCCUGUCUGGGGAGGGUUGGCGCUCACUCGCCACGCGUCGCGUGCUGCUGACGGCAGCCGUGGGGUGCCGGGGCACCCUGCCCGGGCACGGAGCUGCCCCGACACCCCACUGCACCUGCUGCCCUGCUCCCCUCACCGCCCCGGCAUGACCCAGCCGCAUCGGCCACAAGGAUGAAGUGUUGCUGCCCUGGGGUGGCUUGGGUGAGUGCGGUGGCCUGGGCGUCCCAUGGAGCCCUGGCACCAAUUGCGGGGUGUCCCACGGCUGUGGCCGUAAUGGGUGUGGAGGAGGGAGGGCGGAAGGUGGAUUAACUCCAGUGCCAAGCGUGCCAAAACUGCUUACCCCUCUGUCUAACUGGGUGUGAGCUCUGCUGCACCUAAACAUUGACGGUGUGGCGUGACCGUAAAGAUCUCGGCCGCAGCCCGGAUGCGGCCGUGGGGUCACUCGUGGGGCUCCAGCAGGGCAGUGCCACGGGGAGUGGCUGUGCCCACAGUCUGCGGGCGGCUGCUUUCGGGGCUAGCCAGGCGCACGGGUGGUGGCCCUGGCACACGAGCACGGCGGCGGCCGCGUUACCGAGGAGGGCAGAGAGGGGCUGGCACGGCACAAGCGGCGCUGGCUCUCCGCUGCUCAGCCAGCCCUGAGCCUGCCCCGUGCCCACCGGGCAGGGAGGGCCCCGCUGGGCACGGUCGUGCCUCGGCGGUGACUCAGAUGUGCCGCUGGCAGCCGGGGCUGGGGCAGCGCCCGGAUCUGCCGGCAGCGCUCGGUGAGCGGGGCGGCCCAGCGCGGUUUCCAGUCCGCCGGUGGCGGCGGGUUUAGUAGAAAAUGAUUCAACUGCCGUAAUCGGGGCCAUCACGGCUGGGAAAUCCAGCCCCCAGCGAGGAAUCCCCUGGCUCCCUGCCCACACUGUCAGUGCCGCGGUCCUCUCAGCCCCCGGCCCGGCCUGUGGAAGGGGUGGCAGCGUGGGCACUGCUCGCUGCGCCCUGCGGGGCUUCCAGGGGAGCAGGGCUGCUCUGCGGACAGCACCUGGCACCCCGCGGGGGAGCAGUGACCUACUUUGGGACGCGCGUAACGGGGCGCGAUAGCAUCGAGGAGAGCGUGAGCCAGGCACGGCUUCCUUUCGGGGAGGAAAUCACCUCCUCUGCGAGGGAGAUAAACCCCAGGAAAGUCAAAGCUGGCAGCGUUAACCCUUACGCACCCGGCUACCGACACCUCCCUGAGCUGGCGAUCUCUGGCACCACCAGCAGUCCGUGUGCCUGACUCGCUGCUCCCCAUCCCUGGGGACAUGGCAGGGGUCCUGUUGGUCGAGCAUCUCGGUGCCAGCCUGGAAGCACCAUUUGCAGAGCACACGGGGGGCACCUGAGAGUCCCCUGGGCACAGCCUGUGGCACAGUGGCCCCCACAGUGCCAGCAGGAAGUUGCUUGCUCGUGUUCUACGGGGAAAGCAGAGCACGGGGGCUGCCACGGGGCAUUCCCAGCCCUGGGGCAGCACACCCACGCGGCUUUGGGGCGGAGGGCCGCGGCUUCAGCCGUUCAGCCUUGUGCAGGCACCGCUGUCCGCACAUUUCCAGGUAUGGCUCUGGCUCUGGUAGCCCAGCAUGAGCUGGUGUGAGGGCUGUCCCCAAGGGUGCAAGGCUCCCGGAGCAACCCGUCUGCCUGCAGCCCUGCUCUCUCCCUGCUUGCAGGUGACCUUGGCAGCGCUGUGGCUGGCAGCCAGCGAACUGCAGCCCCCAGGGUGGCGGGACCGCACCGUGCUGCGAAGGCAGCGGGUCCUGGUGCAGCCAAUCCUCCGUCUGCGGAGACAUACCGACAGACGCCCGUGCCCUGACGGCAUGAACUGGGUCGAGACUACUCGCCGGUGCUGCUCUCAGUGUCCCGCAGGGACAUUCAUGUCCGAGCCCUGCACAAGCCUGAAGGAGAGAGAGUGCCAGCCCUGUCCCGCCGGCACCUUCCGCACCCAGCCCAACACCCUCAGGGAGUGCCAGGCUUGCUACGAGUGUGACCGACAAGCUUUCCAGAGUGUGCUGACCAACUGCUCGGCCACCACCAACAUCGCCUGUGGCUGUGAGCCCGGCCGAUUCCGUCUCUGCCUUGACAAGCAGUGCAGCGAAUUCUCUUGCCAGAAAUGCCAGUCCUGCACUGGGCGCCUCAUCCAGAGACCCUGCUCGGAGGCACAGGACACACUUUGCGACAGCAGCUGCAAGCCUGACUUCUACAGAGAAGGUGACGAAUGCCGGCCAUGUCAUAUGAGCACCCAGGACACAUGUGGCAAAGAGUGCCAGCAAGUGUGUAGCAGCAACAACAACCAAGGCUCAGGUCUGGAGUACAUCCUGCUGGGACUCACUGGGCCUCUCUUCCUGGGUGCCCUUGCCAUCUACCACAAGAGGAAGAGGCUCUGGCAUGAUGUCCUGGCAGGUGGUCCCCGCCCCACGGCACAGGCAGCCACCUCAAUGGCCGGGGCUGCAGGCACACCAUGGUGCCAGUUCAAUGCCCAGAGGUGGGACAACCUGUGCUGGACCCAGCCAUGGUCCCCGCAGGGGACAGAACGUGCCACUGGCACAGCAAAGCAGAGCCCCAAACACCCCUUGCUGCCUGAGCCACCCAGUGACGAAGGGGAGCCCUCUGCACCCCUGGAGCCCCGCGGUGCCUUGCUGCAGGGCAGCCAACUCUAUGCUGUCAUCGAUGUGGUGCCAGUACGGCGUUGGAAGGAGUUCAUGCGGAUGCUGGAGCUGCGGGAGGCAGAGAUUGAGCUGGUAGAGCUGGAGGUGGCCCACAUCCGCGACCAGCAGUACGAGAUGCUGAAGCGCUGGUGCCAGCAGACCAGUGCCACACUGGACCACGUCUUUGCCGCCCUGGAGCGCAUGGAGCUGGCCGGCUGUGCUGAGGCACUGCGCCAGAGUCUGCCCCUGGGACCCUGAUCCCCAGCGUCAGCACCCUGGCACAGGGAGGUCCCGACACCUCCACAUCUCACUGGGCACCUCAUCCCAGCCAUACCCCUAAGUAUUGUUACUUAUGCCGUGUAGACAUUUUAUGUCAGUUUUAUGUCCCCUUCCCACCUGCCUGUUCCUUCUAUUUAUGUCCUCCUGCUCCCAGGGCCAGGGAGGACCCCAUGCCCCAGCACGUUGGCUGCCCAGCCACUCGCGGGACGAGCAGGCGCCGAGCCCACCGCGAACCCAUGGGAUAGUUCUCAAGGCUGCCCGCCGCCGGGCGCUCCUUCCCCCUCCCCAAUAAAGUGGUGUGUUCUCCA
Molecule: messenger RNA, 3492 nt
Organism: Taeniopygia guttata (zebra finch)
Lineage: Eukaryota; Metazoa; Chordata; Aves; Passeriformes; Estrildidae
Gene: TNFRSF25
Product: TNF receptor superfamily member 25
Biological process (GO): signal transduction
Cellular component (GO): plasma membrane
Molecular function (GO): protein binding
Source: RefSeq, a predicted model, not a curated record